Molecule: messenger RNA, 1544 nt
Organism: Phialemonium atrogriseum
Lineage: Eukaryota; Fungi; Ascomycota; Sordariomycetes; Cephalothecales; Cephalothecaceae
Exons: 2
Coding region: 209-1426 (405 amino acids)
Source: RefSeq, a predicted model, not a curated record
AGCGGGCCAAACAAGCUAGUCAACUUCAGAGACCUGGUUCAAUGCGAAAUGGAGAAACACCGCUCUUCUUAUCGAGGGGAGGGGGUCUCGACGAUGUUUAAGAAGAGGCUCGACUCUCGCCAUCGGUGGCCGAGCUCCUGCUUGCCCUCCCACGCUGCGAUCCUGACCUACAGUGCUCCGCCAGUUGUCCAUCGUUGCCGCUGAACUCAUGUCUGCGCCGGGUGUGAACCAGAUACCAUGCGCCGUAUGCAACACCGGUCUCGUCGGCAUCGGGAAGGGCCAGAUAUGUGGUCAAUGUCGAAGCACGUACAACCUCGGGAGGCAGGGGGGCGCUCCAGAGUCGUUGCCCAAGAUCCUUGAAUUCCUCCACCGGGCGAACUCCACCGAUGUCCAGAGGAUUCUCAUGGAAUGCAAUGCGAUCCUGGCAAACCGUCGGCAGCAACAACAGGCACAGAACUCCCUGUCCGGCCAAAGCACGCUGCCGAUGAUGGCAACGACGCCGACUCCUACCUCAGGGCAUUUCCAGCAGCCUUCAGACUAUGGGUCCCUAGAUCCGCCCAUUAUGUUGCACCCCACCUUCCAGUUCGGCCAUAGCGCCAGUUCUCUAGUCGACCCCCAGCAUUACGGAGGAGUCGGUCCCGGCAGCAGUCUGCUGACGCCGAGUGCGGCAAACUUCUUGACAAAUAUGCCCCAAGCCGAGGUCCUGAACACCGGCAGCCAGUUUUCAAUGAUGCCGUCGAGCUCGUACGCCGCCUCAGUCUUCGACCACCCUGCGCCAGCCCCGGACCGCGACUCGUCGUCGACCGUCGACAGCCAACGGUCGGGCGGCAGCCGGCCCAAGCCCCUGUCGGCCAACACGAUAUCAUCGUGGGAGUACCCGUACCGCUGCACCUUCCCCCCCUGCACGGCGUCCUUCCGCCGCAAGCACGAGUGGAAGCGGCACGAGAGCUCGUCGCACGACCCCCAGUUCCUGUACACGUGCCACUUCUGCCGCGACCGCGAGAAGCCCUUUACGCACACGCGCCGCGACAAGCUGGGCGUGCACCUGCAGUCGGCCCACGGCCUGGACAAGGACAUGCGCGACCCGGCCGGCCGCCAGGCCCUGCGCCUCGAGGAGCUCGAGCGCCCGCCCUGGACGACGGACCACCCGCGCCGCAGCCACCGCUGGGGAUGUGGGUUCUGCUCCGCCGUGCUGACGAGCUGGGACGUGCGCGCCAACCACAUCGCCGACCACUUCCAGGCGCGCUGCUCCAUGGAGGACUGGCAUGUUCCCGUGCUUGGCGAUGAUGAGGAGACGGAAGACGAGGGUGGUCGUGGGACGGGGGUCAUGGGCCGCCUGGUCAAGUCGGUCAAGAGGCUGAGUACGGAGGAUUACGCGAAUGAUAUGGAUUGUUAUGAUGAUCGGGAUGCGGACCGAUAUGGUUGAUAGGGUUUCUUUUCUUGUACCAUACAUACUUACUGCAUUGGGAUUUAUGGGGAAUGUUCAUUGACGAGUCAUUAUGCCUUCCAAGAAUUUCCAUGCUUUGGUCCGGACUUUUAAGAUG